Messenger RNA from Sceloporus undulatus (fence lizard), 1712 nucleotides. RefSeq names its product tetraspanin 3 (gene TSPAN3). Gene Ontology annotation, cellular component: membrane. NCBI's taxonomy places the organism in Eukaryota, Metazoa, Chordata, Lepidosauria, Squamata, Phrynosomatidae. Gene Ontology annotation, biological process: protein maturation; protein localization to plasma membrane; regulation of vascular endothelial growth factor signaling pathway. The transcript has 7 exons. The record is from RefSeq and is a predicted model, not a curated record. Bases 128 to 889 code for a protein of 253 amino acids.
CAUUUUGAAGGGGAGGAGCCGGAGAAGAGCAGCUGGCUUGGCGGCGGCAGCAGAGGAGCCUCAGCAGCAGCAGCAGCAGGAAGGCUGAGAGUCCGAGGGAGCGGGGCUGGGCCGAAGGACGAGGGCCAUGGGGCAGUGCGGGAUCACCUCCUCCAAGACCGUCCUCGUCUUCCUCAACCUCAUCUUCUGGGCAGCAGCAGGCAUCUUGUGCUACGUUGGCGCCUACGUCUUCAUCACGUAUGAUGACUAUGAUCACUUCUUUGAAGAUGUCUAUACGCUGAUCCCUGCCGUGGUUAUCAUCGCAGUGGGCACACUUCUCUUCAUCAUAGGUCUGAUUGGCUGCUGUGCCACAAUCCGGGAAAGCCGCUGCGGUCUUGCUACGUUUGUGAUCAUCCUCCUGUUGGUUUUUAUUACUGAAGUUGUGGUGGUAGUCCUGGGAUAUAUCUACAGAGCAAAGGUGGAGUUUGAAGUCGAUCACAGUAUCAAGAAAGUGUACGACACAUACAAUGGGACUAACCCGGAUGCUGCAAGCCGUGCAAUUGAUUAUGUCCAGAGGCAGCUGCACUGCUGUGGAAUCCACAACUACAGUGACUGGGAGAUGACAAACUGGUUCAAAGAAACCAAAAACCACAGUGUGCCCCUCAGCUGUUGUAAAGCCACCAUCAGCAAUUGUACGGGAAGCUUGAGUCGUCCCACAGAUCUUUAUGCUGAGGGAUGUGAGGCUUUGGUUGUAAAGAAGCUGCAAGAAAUCAUGAUGUACGUUAUCUGGGCUGCAUUGGCAUUUGCUGCCAUCCAGUUGCUGGGUAUGUUGUGUGCCUGCAUUGUGCUCUGCCGGAGGAGUCGGGAUCCUGCUUAUGAGUUACUCAUCACUGGAGGAACCUACGCAUAGAAGCUGCAAACUUAAGCUUGAAUUCCAUUUUCUCUGCGUUGGAAGGUGUCUUGGCUGGGUCAGCUGCAGCAGUCGUUUUGCCAACUUUGGCUUGGCAAAAGCACACCUUUUGUAAACUGGGACAGCUACGCACAUACACUGGUGAUGGGCAAAGGCUCGGCUUUCAAUAUCCCCUUAUUACUGUGGCACCCCCAUCCCGUUCCCCUUCCCCCAGACUAUUUUAGCAAGAUUUCCACAUAUCUGUACAUGUUAGUAACCAAAUAAAUGCUAUUUUUGAAAUCAUUUACCAAAAGAGACAAUGUAAGCUAGUGGCAGAUUUUUGCUAGCCAUUUUACUGAUUUGAUUUUUACAUGAGGCAUCCUUUACCUCUUUACUGGGUAGACUAUUUGGCCAGGAUUGCAUGAGGGAAAUUGGGUACCUUUGCAAACCUUUUUUCAUUUUGUUUGUUCUGUUUCUGUUUCCGUUUUUUUGCUCCUUGCCUUUCACCAGUGUUUGUCUUUUAUUAAAAGAAAGCAUUAAAACCAAGUCCAGAACACUACAAAAAUGACUACUAACCAAAAUGUUAGAAUCACAUGACUUUCUUAAAUUCAAAUGAACAAAUCUUCCAAACUUAAUGUGUUAAAAGUACAAGCUGGCUUUUCAGAAGUAUAAUGUAUGCACUACUGUUCUACAAUGAAUAUUUUCUUUUUCUCUUUUUUUUUUCUAUGAAGAGGCUGUUCAUGUGUCGAGUGGAUUGUUAUCAUAGAGUAGCAAAAUAGUAUGUGAAAAUGAAAUGUAAAUAGAAAACCUGAUUAAAUAAAUCUUCUGUACAUCUCCCUCUAAA